Adineta steineri is the source of this 2076-nucleotide messenger RNA. The record is from the annotation of a GenBank genome assembly. Lineage: Eukaryota; Metazoa; Rotifera; Eurotatoria; Adinetida; Adinetidae.
AUGAAACAAUUACCUUCGAAAUCAAAUGCUCCAGCCUCAAAUAUCACAUCUAUUGUAUCAACAUUAAUCAUGAAACCAGGAAUUUAUAAUCAAAAUCAUUUAAACUCUGCUGGAUUUAAAUAUACUGGUAAUGGAGAUACAGCUCGCUGUAAAGACUGUGGACUUGAAGUAUCGAACUGGAAGGCAACAAUGCAUCCAUAUACUAUUCAUUCACAACAGAAACCUGAAUGCCCCUUCAUUCUUUCUCUUAAACAACCUCUAAUUCCAAAUAAAGCUUCAACUUCAUUAACAACUACUACUAUUCGAAGCAUACCAAUAAAAACUGAACCAGAAAAUCCAUCAAAACGUAAAAAAGAUGAACUAGAAAAUCCAUCAAAACGUCAAAAAACUGAACCAAUCAAUUCAGAAGGUUUAUUAAAUACAUUACUCGAAACUAAUCUACUGAAACAAGUAAGACGAAGAACUUUUUCUCAUUGGCCACAUCGUACAAUUCCAUCAACAGCACAAAUGAUAGAAUCUGGUUUUUUCAACUGCAAUGUAGGUGAUCGAGUAAUAUGUAUUUAUUGUAAUUUGAUAUGUCAGCAAUGGACACCACAUACUGAUGAUCCAUGUGAAGUACAUAAAACUCUUUCACCCAACUGUAUAUACGUUACAGCUAAAUUAAUUCGUCCUGCAGCUGCAUCUAUAAUAAUUGUUAAUGAAAAUUCAUCAGCAUCAACUAGUCUCGAUUCAUUAAGAUCUAAUGAGAUUGUAUUUAGAACUGCAUGUAAUCCUGCAUAUACUGAAAUACCAAAACGUCAUGAAUCAUUUGGUCUCUGGCCAAAUGAGAAUUCACCAUCUGUCGAUGAUUUAGUUCGAGCAGGAUUUUUUUAUACAGGCACUAAAACUAUUGUGACUUGCUUUUAUUGCAAUGGAUCAUUACAAAAUUGGGGACCAAAUGACAAUCCAAUGAUUGAACAUGCUCGAUGUUUGUCACACUGUGCAUAUGCAAAACAACUUUGUGGUGAUGAUUUAUAUCGAAAAAUUCAAGAAUCAAAACGAGCACAACAAGAAUGCGCUAGUACAACAGGCAACGGACAGUUACCAAUAUCUGAUGAAAGUACUCUAUCUAAACUUGUUAAACAGCGACUAGAUCUACCAAUUUCACAACGUUUAUUGGAUCAAAAAUUUAAACUAUCUAUUAUCAAACGAUGUUGGGAAGAUCAAUUAAGAUUGAAGCAAGAUGACUUUAUAUCAGAGUGUGAUUUAUAUAUUGCUUGUUUAAUUCUUCAGAAACAAAUCAAACACAUUGAUGGUAAAAAAGAAAACAUUGUUAUACCAAGUAUAAAGAUGAAACAAAUUAGAGAACAGAAUGAAAUGUGUACUCAAGAACAAACAUUAGCUACAAUUCAAUCGAUGACGAAUUCUACAAAUGCUGAUAUGACUACAUCAUCUCCAUCGUCAACAAAUGAAAAUAUAUCUUCACAAUCUUCAGUUUAUUCAACAACAUCUGCUAGUGAAAAUGAUAUAAUACCAAACAAAUCAGUACCUUCAGCUAACACUGAACAGGAUCAGUCAGUGAAUUCAACAUCAUCAAAUCCAUGUGUUCUUUGUUUAACAAAAGAGAAAAGAUUAGCCUGUAUACCUUGUGGUCAUUUAGGAAUAUGCGUACCAUGUGGUUAUUCAUUACGGGAUUGUGAUAUUCUAGUAGCAAGUAUUAUCUUACAAAAACAGAUUACAUAUAUUGGUGAAAACGAAGAAAAUAUUAUUAUUCCAAGUAUAGAAAUGAACAAAAUUUCUCAAGAAUUAUCAGAGACUCGUCGUCAAACAACAUUGCUUACAGAAUCCUCCAAUAAUAUUAAUGUUAAAAAAUCAACCUCAUCACGUUUUACUGAAAAUAAACUGAAUGUAUCAAAUCAAAAAACCGAUCUGUCAUCAUUACAUCCUUGUAUUUUAUGUAAUAUGGAAACAAAAUGUCUUGCUUGUAUACCGUGUGGUCAUUUAGUUGUAUGUACUCCUUGUGGUCAAUCUCUCCAAUUGUGUUCAAUAAAUCCAAGUGAUAUAAAAGCUUUUGUACCAAUACAUUUAUCACCAUAA